This is a messenger RNA of Uloborus diversus, 2895 nucleotides long. Its product is annotated as myosin-M heavy chain-like. Bases 263 to 2674 code for a protein of 803 amino acids. The record is from RefSeq and is a predicted model, not a curated record. Gene Ontology annotation, biological process: positive regulation of Rho protein signal transduction. The transcript has 13 exons. Gene Ontology annotation, molecular function: guanyl-nucleotide exchange factor activity. NCBI's taxonomy places the organism in Eukaryota, Metazoa, Arthropoda, Arachnida, Araneae, Uloboridae.
GACCUUCCAAAAAAACGGGGUGCCUUCCCCCGCCGCUAGUCUUGAGGCCACCACCUCUCCGCGGGGGAAGUCUUCGGAUUCUGGUGAACCAUCAAUAGCUGAGGACAUAAAUUAUUCGUCAAAGGAAGAAGAGUAUUUUUGUGAAACAGCAGUUCCUGAUUCCUCUGCAAGAGAAAAAUGUCCUAAAGACCUCAAUACAGUGUCGGAAAACUUUAACUGUAACUCCGAAUCUUUCAAAGGCAGACAGAACUCAAAUCAGCAAAUGAAUGAUACCGCAGAAACUGAGGUGCAUUCGAAUCCAUCUGAUGUAUUUGCGGAAAGAAAACACAAUCUUCUCGAAGAUUUUACUAAGAAAAUUCAAUCUUCCAAUGAUAAAAAUUCCAUGAAUGAUACUUCUGUUCUCACUUUGGGAAAUGGCACUGAUAAUAGGGUGGAAAAUAGAAACAGCAAUCAAAACACAUCCAUUACUUGUACUAUUAUUACAAAUCAUGAACAACUAAAUCGAAAAAACAAUAGUGAGUCCCAAGAACUGUUUCACAACACCGUAAACGUCAGUAAUUCAAAGGGUUCUGAAAUCCAAUCGUCAGAUGAAGAAGACAUUCCUGUACCAGAUGUUGAAGGACCUUUGUACAGUAACCUGCUCUAUGUUCCACGAAAGUCUCCAUCUCCUCCACCGUUACCUAACACUUUACCUCCUCUUCCUCCAAAAAGAAUGACAUCAACGCUCAGCAUCCCAAUUAGAACAAAAGAACCGAAGUUGGAAGGAUUGUACGACGUUGUUCCUCUCCCCCGUACGAACGAUGACAAUAGAACCAUCUACGAGUCUCGAAGGUAUAGCGACACCGGAGCCACUGUGGUUACCAUCUCUAGUGGUAUUGUUGAUGAACCUAUUUAUGCUUCAGUUGGUGGAGAGGCUAUUUAUGAGGAGUUGCCGGAAUGGAGAGGGUCCUCAAUGGAUUUAUCUGUUUCGAUGAAUCCGUUUGGUGUUCACCGUCGUUCUUUCUUUGAAGGCGCAUCGAAAGCUGAAAUUCUCAAGUUCCUAGAAGUUGCUAAGGAAAGAGUGGUCGACAAUUUAGAGGACGACAUUUUGGAUGAAGAUGAAGAUGAAAUUUCCCAAACGAAGAAUGUGCGGAACAAUCCUAUUCGAAUUAGCAGCAUCAGUAGCUCCAGUGAUUCAAGUACAAUCAGCAGCAACAGCAGCACUAGUCGAUCUGGCAACAGUAGCGAUGAAAACACUCCAGUCAAAGCAAAUAGACCGUUCGGAACUGUUGAAAUAGAAAGAACCGAUAGUGGUGUUGGAAGCGAAACUGGGAAACCGAUAGUGGCACGUAGACAUCACCGAUCGGAUGCCGUGGAGGAAUUGUGCGCAGACUGUGAUGAACAAAUGGAGGAAAACGGCAACUCCGACAAUAGUCACUGCUGCCCUCUAGUGUGCAAGAAGUGCGAUAAAAAAAGAUCUGAAAGGAAAGAGAUUGUCACAGAGAUCGUCGAGACGGAAUUCAAAUACGGCAAAGAUCUUGAAAUAAUUAGAGAGGAGUUCAAAACACCGAUGGAAGUUGCUGGUUUGCUAACAAAGGAGCAGUUGGCUGGAGUUUUCCUUAAUUUAGAUGAACUAAUUUUGGUAAAUGAAAAUUUUUCAGAAAAAUUGAAAGAUGCUGUGGACAUUGCCGUCGAACAAGGAGAUGAGGAUUAUACGACAGUCAAUAUUGGUAAACUAUUUCUGGAAACAACAACAAUGCUCCAAGCUUUCGAAGUUUAUUGCAUACGACAAGGAUCAGCGUCAGUUCUUUUGACAAAUCUAGAAAAGGAAAAAGAACUUCUCCGCAUUUUCUUAAAGGUUUCUCAAAUGGAAAACUCGCUGUUGAGAAGAAUGAAUCUCUCUGCCUUUCUCAUGGUACCCGUACAACGAGUCACGAAAUAUCCGUUGCUGCUGAACAGGUUGUACAAAGUAACUCCAUAUCAUCAUAAAGAUCGGGAAGCAUUAAGAGAAGCCCAGUUGAAAAUAGAACUACAUUUAGAGCAGAUCAAUCAGCAAACUAAAGGCAUCACUGGAACUAAAAUCUGGAGGAGAAUAUCAAAUAUUUCUGCAACACAUAGGAGGUCUGUCAACGUAUCUGAAAUCGGAAGCAUACAGUUACGGAAAAUGGCGAUAGAAGUCCUGGGGUGGAGUAAAGAAGACAUACGAUUUGCAAUGGCUGGGAAACUGUCUUUCAGUGGCGCCGUUGAAGUUGGAAAAUCAACACGGAGAGGUCGUGGAGCCGUUCGAUUUACUUCUACUCACGCCCUUUUGGCCACGAAGGGCAGACCUAAUGGCCAGUAUCGUCCAGAUUUGGCAAGGGAAGACGCCGUUUUGUUUCCCAGAGACACAGGUAUAGAGGACGCUACCCUGCUUCUGGUCAAGGAAAAGGGAGGCAAAUAUAGUCUUGCCAGGGAUCCUCUACACUUGGGAUUUUGCGUCAUUAGUUCUGAACUGGAAGAUGAAGAUAUCAUUGAAAUCCAGGAAUAUACCACCAAAGAGUCCGUAUUUCUGAAGGCUGAAUGCAAGACGGACACGACGGAAUGGCUGAAACAGCUAAAAUAUCAUGCAAAAGACUUGGGCACUUGGAAAAGAAGGCGGAAUGCUUUGGCAAACAUCAUGAUCAAUGGCAUGAUCCAUCAUCAUCGUCACUUAUGAGUCAAAAACCUUGACCCUAAGUACAUCAAUUGUAGGGAAAAGCUCUUCAUUUAUAUUUAAAUACCUUGCUUGCAUUCUAUGACUUUUCAAAGAAACAUUGUUAGCAAUCGUGACUUAACAUGUUAUGUAAGCGCUUUGAUAUUUGUUCUAGCAUUGCAAAUGUAUGGAAUCUAUAUUUGUUUCAAUAUUAAAAAUCUUCCAAUCAUUUUUUUUACAACUGA